AUGGUUCGAGACCAAGGUCAUAUACACGAUAGUAUAAGACCAAGGUCAUGUACACGAUUGGACAACACCAUGGUCCUGUACACGAAAGUACGAGACAAAGGUCAUAUACACGAUAUUACAAGACCAAGGUCAUGUACACGAUGGUACAAGACCAAGGUCAUGUACACGAUGGUACAAGACCAAGGUCAUGUACACGAUGGUACGAGACCAAGGUCAUGUACACGAUGGUACAAGACCAAGGUCAUGUACACGGUGGUACGGGACCAAGCCCAUGUACACGAUGGUACAAGACCAAGGUCAUGUACACGAUGGUACAAGACCAGGGUCAUGUACACGAUGGUACAAGACCAAGGUCAUGUACACGAUGGUACGAGACCAAGGUCAUGUACACGAUGGAACAAGACCAAGGUCAUGUACACGAUGGUACAAGACCAAGGUCAUGUACACGAUGGUACAAGACCAGGGUCAUGUACACGAUGGUACAAGACCAAGGUCAUGGACACGAUGGUACGAGACCAAGGUCAUGUACACGAUGGUACAAGACCAAGGCCAUGUAAACGAUGGUACGAGAUCAAAUUCAUGAAUACGAUGGAACCAGACCAAGGUCAUGUAAACGAUGGUACGAGAUCAAGGUUAUGUACACUAUGGUACAAGACCAAGGUCAUAUACACGGUGGUAGAAGACUAA
Molecule: messenger RNA, 687 nt
Organism: Ruditapes philippinarum (Manila clam)
Lineage: Eukaryota; Metazoa; Mollusca; Bivalvia; Venerida; Veneridae
Product: gastrula zinc finger protein XlCGF26.1-like
Exons: 1
Coding region: 1-687 (228 amino acids)
Source: RefSeq, a predicted model, not a curated record